Molecule: messenger RNA, 1326 nt
Organism: Necator americanus (New World hookworm)
Lineage: Eukaryota; Metazoa; Nematoda; Chromadorea; Rhabditida; Ancylostomatidae
Exons: 12
Coding region: 1-1326 (441 amino acids)
Biological process (GO): lysosome organization; regulation of intracellular pH
Cellular component (GO): membrane; lysosome
Source: RefSeq, a predicted model, not a curated record
AUGUCACUGAAAAAAUGGAAUUGGUCAACGAUAAGGAAUAUCAUAGCAUUUUGGAUUUUCGGACUAUGCAACAACUACGGGUAUGUAAUUAUGUUGAGCGCAGCCGAAGAUAUUAUGGUACUUCAAGAAGGUGGUAAUGUCACGAAACAAAUACAGAAUUGUGAGGAACACAUCACUGGUCGACAUUGUACCGCAAUUUCUACGGGAGCUGUUCUAUUAGCGGAUAAUCUUCCAUCACUCUUCGUGAAACUUACUUUUCCAUUUUUUAUGCAUCGAAUUCCUUUCGUAUUCCGUCACUUAUUAGUGUGUGCUCUUCAAAGUGCAAGUUAUUUCAUGGUUGCCUUCUCCAUAAAUGUUCCCAUGUCAUUGGCGGGUGUUAGUUUCGCCGCUCUUGGAUCAGGAAUUGGAGAGAUCAGUUAUCUUGCUCUGGCCUCUCACUAUCCUACGCUGGCAAUAGCUGCAUGGUCAUCGGGAACCGGUGCCGCCGGUCUGCUUGGAUCCUUCUCGUACGCGUUUCUAACCGAUCGAUCGAUGGGUGAUCUACAACCGAAAGUUGCUUUGUUGAUUCAACUCUUCAUACCGCUUCUAUUCAUACUUACAUACUUCUUCGUGCUAGUCGUACCAAAGGACGUUCAUCAACCAGGAUGGGAUCCUCAAACAUGGAUAGUUCCAGAGGAAUUGAAUGAACGCGAAGUUUGUGAAACGGAAGACGAGCAGGAAGAGAAGCCUAUGGAGCCUGUGGACAACAGCAGUAAGCCACAUUUAAGAGUGCCACAGAGGAAGUUGACAUUCAUCGAGCGAAUACAGCACAUAGUGCCUCUUCUGCAUCUCAUGAUACCAUUGUCUUUCGUCUACAUUGGAGAAUAUCUUAUAAAUCAAGGAGUGACGCAGCUCGUCAUAUUUAAUUGUCAUGAAGGUUUUCAUCUAACAUUGGGUGCUCAGUAUCGAUGGUAUCAGGUACUGUAUCAAUUCGGAGUAUUCCUAUCACGGUCUUCCGUGAAACUCUUCGCUUUGCCUACAUGGUCACUUUAUUUGCUGCCAGUUCUUCAGGCUUCAAAUUUCUUUUUCUUUUUCUUCGAAGCCAUCUAUUGGUUCGUACCUAGCAUAGGGAUAAUUUUCGGCCUUAUUGUUUUCGAAGGUCUACUAGGAGGUGCAGCAUAUGUGAAUACUUUCGACAAAAUCCAUAAAAUGGUCCCACCUGACGUACGUGAAUACUCUCUGUCAGUAGCUACCGUAGGAGACUCAAUUGGUAUAAAUUUUGCUGGAUUUAUGUCUAUUCCAUUGCAUAACUUUAUAUGUGGUAGACCCAUGCCUUCUGUACGUUGA